Messenger RNA from Prorocentrum cordatum, 481 nucleotides. Lineage: Eukaryota; Dinophyceae; Prorocentrales; Prorocentraceae. The record is from the annotation of a GenBank genome assembly.
AUGGCGGCCGCCUCCAGCGCGCGCGCGGCCGCCUCGCCCGCGCUGCUCGGCGGCGCGAAGCUCGGGGAGGCGCAGGGCCUGGAGACCCUGGCUGCGGUGCAGAGGGCGCUGGCGGUUGAGAUCGACAGGACCUCUCGGGAGAGAGCUGGAGGACUGGGUGGCCCAGCGGGUCGAGGCACAGGUGCGCGGCGGGCUCGACCGAGCCUCGGGCGCGCUGGAGUGCCAGACGGCCGCGCUGCUGCGGCGCCACACGGAGGAGGCCUCCGAGCGGCUCUGCGCCCUCGAGCGCGAGGUGGGCGCCGCGCGCCACCGCCUGGCGCGCGUCGAGCGCGCCUGCAGGCUGGACGCGGCAGGCGGGGCCGCCUAUGCUGCGCCAGGGACUGGCAUCGUUUCCGGGCAGCCGGCGUCGUGGCUGGAGGAGCCGCGUGACGUCGCUCGAGCGGCGCGUGGGGCGGCCGCUCGAGAGCCUGCCGGUGGAGGC